CUACAGCCUCUCUCGCGUGCCUCAUCGGCCCCUUUACUCGGUGCUCCGUUUGUUUGUGUUCCUCCUGCCUUUUACCGUCGAAAUGGAGCUCGGUGGGAAUUAGCGGGCGAGCGCCCCUUCGAGUUCUCAUCCUUACCUUUGGAGAAUGAUCCACCGGCAGCUUAAUUUAUCCCAGGUUUUGGUCUGCUUUGGGUUGACUGGUCAUUAUGCUGAUGCAGCUCUGUAGUAUCAAGAACUUGUACCAGAAUCGGUUCCUGGGCCUGGCGGCCAUGGCCUCCCCGUCCCGCAGCAGCCAGACCCGCCAGCGCUGCAAGGACGCGGUUCGCCACAGCUACGGCCCGGACAGCUACGCCGUCAACCAGGAGGACUUCAUGCUGGGGCUGCCGCGGUCCACCAGUGACACUGAUCUGGUCUCCCCGGACGCUCGCUCCACCCUCACCAUCAACUCCUCCCACUACAUCAUCGGCCAGUCUGAAGACCUGGUGAUCACGUGGGACAUCAAGGAGGAAGUGGAUGCCGGAGACUGGAUUGGCAUGUAUCUUGUCGGUGAGGCUUUGUCUGAGAACUUCCUGGACUACAAGAACCGAGGCAUCAACGGAUCUCACAGGGGACAGAUCGUUUGGAAAAUUGACUCCAGCUCCAACUUCAGUGACUCGGAGACCCAGGUCUGCUUCAGGUACUACCACGGUGUCACCGGAGCCCUGAGGGCCACCACACCCAGCACCACCAUAAAGAAAGGCCCCGCACAUGUAUUAAAGCCAGUGGUCAGUCCUGAAGUCAACCAUGGCCUGAGCAACAGGAGACUCAUUAACUUCUCCUUGUCAGACCUGCAGGCAGUUGGUCUGAAGAAGGGGAUGUUCUUCAAUCCCGACCCCUACCUGAAGCUUUCCAUCCAGCCCGGAAAGCACAGCAUCUUCCCCUCGCUGCCGCACCACGGCCAGGAGAAACGCUCCGGAGUGGUCUGUAACACGGUCAACCCACAAUGGAGCACAGAGAGGUUCAGCUUCGUGUCUGUGCCCACUGACGUCCUGGAGAUCGAGGUGAAGGACAAGUUUGCCAAGAGUCGACCAAUCAUCAAGCGUUUCCUGGGGAAGCUCUCCGUCCCCGUCCAGAGGCUGCUGGAAAAACACGCCAUUGGGGAUCGGGUAGUGAGCUACUCUCUGGGUCGCAGGUUGCCAACGGAUCAUGUCUGCGGUCAGCUGCAGUUCCGCUUCGAGCUCACCUCCACUAUUCACGCAGAUGAUGAGGAGAUCUCCCUGGUCAUAGAGGCUGCCUGUCCUGAGGGGGGGAAUGACAACCACACCGCCGAUGCGCCUGACGAUGACACACUAAGUGUGGGACCGGACAUGCCCGACCUCCCCCUGGACGCCCCCCACGACCCCGAGACCUCGGCGCCGCCAGCCUCCGCAGCGGAAGCCCCCGCACCCGAGGAGCCCCUUCCUGCUGAGACGGAGGAGCCUGAGGCGACUCCGGGGGAGCGAGAAGCUGCGGAGGAGGAGAGCAAAGUGAGGGAGGAGCCCCCGUCUGCGACUCCACAGGUGGAGCAGGAGGAGGGGGCCCCGGCUGAACAGCCGGAAGAGAGCGGUGGAGAAGGGGGAGUAGGGGAGGAGGGGCCGCAGGAGGCAGAGGAGGAGGAGGAGGAGCAAGGAGCAGAGUCUGCACCACAAGCUGAGGAGGAGGUGACAGUAGAAGAAGAAGAGGAGGUUGAGGAGGAAACACAGCCAAAGCCAGACUCUGACAACCCUGUAGUAGAAUCAGCAAACAGUGUGGCGGCUUCUAUAGAGGCCCCCACCGAGGGAAACAUCACAUCCCAGGAGGCCUCUGUAGAGCGAGCUGAAGGGGCCCCUCAGGAUGUGACAGAGGGGGAGGGCAGAAGCUGCGUCCCCUGCGCCUGCCAAUCCCUCUUCGCAAACCACAACUCCCAUGCUCCCGCGCGCCGCAAAAACCGCCCCUGCUCCCUCCCGGUGUCAGAACUGGAGACGGUGAUCGCGUCGGCCUGCGGCGAGCCGGAGACGCCCCGCUCCCACUACAUCCGGAUCCACCACCUCCUCCACAGUCUCCCCUCCGCCCAACACAGAACCCUGAGCCAGGAGGAGGAGGAGGGAGAGAAUUCAAGCAACCAAGACACCACUUCCACAUCACCAACACUUAAAACCUCCAAAGAGGAGGAGGGGCAGGAGGAUGAGGAAGAGGAUGAUACAACCCAGUCUCCCUCUCAGGUCCCAGAGUGUCCAGGUCCCUGCUGCCGCCGCUCCCUACCACGCAGCCUCUCCAUUGAGCGUCUCUCUGAGCUGAACCAGCUGCUGGAGGGUGAUGGAGUGGGAGGAGGACACACAGCCGUCAGGAGGAGGUCUCCCUCCUGCCUGGAGAGCGAGGAGGGGGAUUCUAGUAACGGAGGAGGGAGAAGAGUCGGCGGGAGCACCCACAGACACCUGGGCGAGAACGAGUGUGAGUUUUGCGACACCUCCUGCUACAGCACCUCCUGCUACAGCACCUCCUGUUACAGCACGUCGUGCUACAGCAACUCGGGCUACGAGGGGAGGAGCCGCUUCUGCAGCCACACCCGCCUCUCCUCGGUGGACAGCAACAGACUCUCCGGCAGCACCGUGUUCUCCUCCCAGGACGAAGACGAAGAUGAGGAGAGCGCCUUCGAGUCGGUACCGGACGCCGGCCACACAGCGGAGGGCCAGGAGGCGGGCUCGGCAGGAGGAGAGAGGAGGACGGGGCGGUUGAAGGAGGCCAGGAGAGCAGAGCAGGGGGAGCCGCCUGUGGCGGGACCCAGCGAUGGAGACAACACCGGCUCAGGCUCCUCCCCUCCUGUCGGCCAUCUUCCAGUCCUGCGACCCAGCCAUGACCUAAACCAUUUUCCUGCUGCCACUGACCAAGCCUUACCUCCAAACUGGGAAGCUCGCAUCGACAGCCACGGCAGAGUUUUCUACGUGGACCAUGUCAACCGGACCACGACCUGGCAGAGACCGGUCCACAGCAGCAAGUGUAACCACGGCAUCCCCCGCUCCGGGUCCACACAGCAGAUGGAGCAGCUCAACAGGAGGUACCAGAACAUCCAGAGGACCAUGGCCACAGAGGAGGACGGGGGGAGUCCCAGGUUGGAGCGGAGCGGCAGCACGGAGACUGAUCCUGAUGCUCCUCAGACAGGCCCCGCCUCCCCCGUCAAUCACCAGAAGAUCAGCCAUCUCCUCCAAUCACCUGCUGUCAAGUUCAUCACACACCCAGAAUUCUUCACUGUGUUGCACAGUAACUAUGCGGCCUACCGGAUGUUCACCAGCAGCAGUUGUGUGAAACACAUGAUCCUGAAGGUGCGUCGCGAUGCCAGGAACUUUGAGCGCUACCAACAUAAUCGGGACCUGGUGGUUUUCCUCAACAGGUUCGCAGACACUCAGCUGGAGCUGCCAAGAGGCUGGGAGAUCAAGACCGACCCCCAGGGCAAGUCUUUCUUUGUGGACCACAACAGUCGAGCCACGACCUUCAUUGACCCUCGCAUCCCUCUGCAGAACGGCCGGCUACCCGGCCACCUGGCUCACCGCCAGCAUCUGCAGAGACUACGCAGCUACAGUGCCGGGGAGGCCUCGGAUGUGUCCAGGAAUCGGGGGGCUUCUCUAAUGACCAGGCCUGGAAACAGCCUGGUAGCCGCCAUACGAAGCCAGCACAACAACAACUCCCAGCUGAGCGCUCCGUCUUACAACGACAAGAUCGUGGCGUUCCUUCGACAGCCCAACAUAUUUGACAUGCUGCAGGAGCGACAGCCAAGCCUCAGCAGAAACCACGCACUGAGGGAGAAGAUCCACUACCUUCGGACAGAAGGUGCUCAGGGGGUGGAGAAGCUGUCAUGUGAUUCCGACCUGGUCAUCCUGUUGAGUCUAUUUGAAGAGGAGAUCAUGUCGUAUGUUCCUCCUCACCCCAUCCACCCCAGCUUCAGCAUCUCUCCUCGCUGCUCCCCCGCCUCCUCACCACAGAACUCUCCUGGCCUGCAGAGGGCGAGGGCUCCAGCUCCUUACCGCAGAGACUUUGAAGCCAAACUGAGAAACUUCUACAGGAAAUUGGAAGCCAAGGGCUACGGGCAGGGCCCGGGAAAGAUCAAGUUGCUGAUCAGGAGAGAACACUUGCUGGAGGGAACCUUUAACCAGGUGAUGGCAUACUCCCGCAAAGAGCUGCAGAGGAACAAACUCUAUGUCACUUUCCUGGGAGAGGAGGGAUUGGACUACAGUGGUCCGUCCAGAGAGUUCUUCUUCCUUUUGUCUCAGGAGCUGUUUAAUCCGUACUACGGUCUGUUUGAAUACUCAGCUAACGAUACCUACACCGUUCAAAUCAGCCCCAUGUCAGCAUUCGUUGAGAACCACCUGGAAUGGUUCCGCUUCAGUGGGCGUAUCCUGGGCCUGGCUCUGAUCCAUCAGUACCUGCUGGAUGCUUUCUUCACCAGACCCUUCUACAAGGCCCUGCUCCGACUGUCCACAGACCUGUCUGAUCUGGAGUAUCUGGACGAGGAGUUCCACCAGUCUCUGCAGUGGAUGAAAGACAACGACAUCACUGACAUCCUGGACCUCACCUUCACCGUCAACGAGGAGGUCUUCGGCCAGGUGACUGAGCGGGAGCUGAAGUCGGGCGGCUCCAACCUCCAGGUGACUGAGAAGAACAAGAAGGACUACAUCGAGCGAAUGGCCAAGUGGAGGGUGGAGAGAGGAGUGGUGCAGCAGACGGAGGCGAUGGUCAGAGGCUUCUACGAGGUGGUGGACUCCAGGCUGGUGUCUGUGUUUGAUGCGCGGGAGCUGGAGCUGGUGAUCGCCGGUACAGUCGAGAUCGACCUCAUUGACUGGAGGAGCAACACCGAGUACAGAGGAGGUUACCAUGACGGCCACAUAGUGAUGCGCUGGUUCUGGGCUGCUGUGGAGCGGUUCAACAACGAGCAGCGCCUCCGCCUGCUGCAGUUCGUCACCGGGACGUCCAGCGUGCCCUACGAAGGCUUCACCGCACUGCGGGGAUCCAACGGCCUGCGGCGCUUCUGUAUCGAGAAGUGGGGCAAAGUCACAUCACUACCCAGGGCUCACACCUGUUUCAACCGUCUGGACCUGCCUCCAUACCCCUCAUACACCAUGCUGUAUGAGAAACUGCUCAUCGCUGUGGAGGAAACCAGCACGUUUGGCCUGGAGUGAGCCCCACAAGGACAACAUCCCUCUCUGUGGGACGCCGGCUGGGCUAAAACAUGUGAAAUCUCGUUGGAUUUAUACGUCGUAAAGAUACCUGGAUUGUACUCGACAAAGUUUUUGGUCAUGUGGAUAUAUGUCACUGUUAUGGUACUGUGUGUUAGUCUCUCAGUUAGCUACGAGGAUCUUUAUGACAGCACCCAGCACUUACAGUCAAAAUAUAGCUGCAAAAUAGCACUGAAAAAAAUUACUUUACAUACAAUCUAAUACAAAAACUAUGACCGCUACAUACCUGACAACUUGUUGGAAUUUAUCUUUAGAUAUAUUCGUACUACUCAGUUAACAAUCUGAAUUCGCAGCAAGGAUUUAAGUGAUAAUGUAAUGAAUGACUAAAACCUAUGGUGUGCUCUUAUACCGUAAAGACAAGGAGGAAAAAACGAAUAAAGUCAGAAAGAAAAGUAUUAGAAUUAUAGACAGAGACUAAGACACACAUUAAAUGGAAACAGAAAUACUACAAACAAGUUCAGAAGAAUCUAUAAACGUGGCUUUAAAGAAGUGGUUCAAAGUGGAAUGCAGAUUUUAAAGAAAGCUCCUCAGAUGGAUGCAAACUCUGGUAGCCCUGAUGCCAAAGGAACAAUUCUGUCUGGUCUUUAAUCUGGAGAGCCUGCAAGGAUCAUUAUAUUUUUUAUCAGGACUGUGGGGCGCCAGUAGGAACCUGCCUGAGUCUGGGAUCUGGCACAUAAAGAAUUAAAUAAAUGUGAUGUAGCUUUGUGCCAGAAACCAGCCCUUUGAAUGCCUCAGGGGUGAUCAGAAGAACCUUACAAUCAAACCUAAAACUACCAAUGUAAUGCUUGAAUUAUAUAGAUCCUGUCUACUGGCUCCAGGCAGAGCUGCACAUUAAGACAACAGACAAAAACAUGCAGAUCGGCAGAAGUCUAAGCAGCAGGAGAUAGAAGGAUGGAUUACUUUUUCUAGUCCACUUAGCAUUUGGGUUUUGAGUUCAAAAAAUCAUGGAAAACGAUGGCAGUUAAAGAAUCAUGCACUUUGCAUGGUGAUUAAGAAGAUAGGCUACAGCUCUAUGAUCACUAUGUUUUAUUGGCAGAAACAUCUCAAUGUGAAGGCAAAAAUAUAUACGUUUAAAGAUAAUGCAAUGACUCCAGGAAGAGUCUUGUAAAUUAAAAAGAAAAUAGAGUCCAAAUCUGAUCCCUGAGGGACAUGGGUAGGUUUUCUAUGAGAUUAUGAAAAUUAUUUACUGGGGAAACAGGAGCUCAACCACUGGAGGGAUGCAUCAAUGUCUAUAAUAGUUAAGCCAACCAUAUAUAUUAUCUUGUUAUACUCUCAGAUACCUAUAGCAAUGAAGUUUAUUUAUGUCAAUGUCAAUGUCUUCUCUGCUCCCUGACGAGCAGAGAUACAAGAGAAGUGCUAAAAGUCUUUCUUUUGCUUAGAAAUACAGGUUGUCUGGCCGACUGGGACUGGGGAACGAGUAAUAUAGGGAUACUUCAAAAACAAUCGGCCUCUGGUUUAAUUCAGAUACAGUACACCAAGAGCCAAUCCAGGUGAAGGGUGUGGUAUAUCCCUUUAAAUAGGUGGUUCUAAUGGGUAGGCACAGACUCAAGGACCAUCAGAAUACUUUGUCCAGUUCGGAUACUCAACAAGUAUUGGUCCAGGAAGGCCUAGAUCUGGACCUGCACCAUCCCGUUCUCUGCCUCCCUCUAGUUCAGUCCAAAGUGAGGACAGCAGCUGAGCGUAGACCUUUUCAUGUCCUCUGAAUGGGCUACACUGUUACUGACACAGAACUCCAAUGGUCUCUCCAAGCUUUCUGGCUCUGUUAUGCUUUCAAAAGCAUAGACAACGAUGUCAUGUCUCCUCUAUCAAAGUAGCCAUCGAUUCCAACACAAGGGCUUCUGGGAUUCCGUCCGUGGAGACCGAGGGCAAUCAUGCCGAACCUGGCAUACCCGUAGUUCAUGAUUCCUUGACGACAAAGAAUGGACACUGUCUCCAGCCUGCAAAGGAGACUUUCCAUGAAUCCUUUGUGAAUGGGAGAUGCUUGUACUCUUGUUCAAGUCCUCCACUGAUGAACUCAUGACUGUGUACCUUCACCAUCUUUGCACGGUGCAGGUACUUUAGUAUCUCAAACCCCGUACUGUCUCAAACAGCAAUGCAGCAUGUAGGUCUCCAAGGACCUGGGAUCAACAGAUCGGCUCCCUGAUCCGGUCCUCUUGGUAUAUACCUGUGAUGUGCACAGGGGCCCUUGGACAAAACAGUGUAAUAUAUGCAAUAGUUAAGACCUGUACUCCGAUGUGUUCCACAGUCUACCGUGUUCUUUUAGACAGUGACCGACCGCAGUGAACCCUCAGCAUUCCCAGCCCCUCAUCUCCAUCUCUGGUCCAGUAAUGGAGCUGUGCCUCACGUGGGGUUGUGGCGCUCACUCGUUAGUACUUGAGCCUGACAAGAGGAAAGUCCUCACUUCAGAUUUUGCCUUGGUUCUUUUUGGAAACCCUCUGCAUGUUCUCCCAGUGUUUGUGUGCGUCAAACACGAGUCAGGUUCAUUGGAGACUAGCCCAUUUACAUGAAGCCCCCUCAUGCGUCUUGGGAAGAUAGCUCUCUGAUCUCAAACAAGCCAAGUAUACAUGCAAACAAGGAGCAUUCCGUUAGAAAGAAGGCUUAGAGGCUCCAGGCUACAUUAGCCACCACUAGCAUCACACACCCGACUCUCAUUGGUGACCUAACCGUAACCAACGCUAACUGCAGUUUAUUUGCCAUGACGACAAUCUUUCCCCAACCUUAACUAUACCGUAGUUGCCAUGCGUUGAUAUUGUACGAAAUUUUUUUUUUAUGUUGCCAUUGGAUGUAAAAAAAAUGUUUUUAACAUUGUCAUUGAACUUAUAUUGGGUUUCACAGAAUCAUCCAAUAUGAACAAGAUAUGAUACACUUGAAAUGCCAAGUGUAUAUAGGGCCUGAAUUACAGAGGGUUAAAGCAUCUCUCUUUUAACACUGAGAACCUAUAUUAUAGGUUAUUCACCCAAUGCAUGCUGGGAUAGGAUCCAGCCCCUGAAGGACUAGUUGGGUGUAGGGAACAGAUAAAUGCGACCUCUGAAGAUUCUGACACACGACCACAUGUUUGACCACAGCAGAACCUUUGACCCUGGUUCAAAGGUCACAUUUUUAUUGUUUUCAUUUGAAAGACCCAAAUGGUGCUUUAUUUGCUCGUGAACUACAGAAGCUAUCACAAUGGGGGUGCGAUCUCAGCAACAGAAAUACAGGAUUUUACCGUUAAAUUCUU
Anarrhichthys ocellatus (wolf-eel) is the source of this 8442-nucleotide messenger RNA. It is a transcript of the gene hecw1a, whose product is annotated as HECT, C2 and WW domain containing E3 ubiquitin protein ligase 1a. Gene Ontology annotation, molecular function: ubiquitin protein ligase activity; protein binding. Lineage: Eukaryota; Metazoa; Chordata; Actinopteri; Perciformes; Anarhichadidae. Gene Ontology annotation, biological process: protein ubiquitination; regulation of dendrite morphogenesis; ubiquitin-dependent protein catabolic process. The transcript is spliced from 30 exons. Bases 207 to 5168 code for a protein of 1653 amino acids. Gene Ontology annotation, cellular component: cytoplasm. The record is from RefSeq and is a predicted model, not a curated record.